Molecule: messenger RNA, 1016 nt
Organism: Scophthalmus maximus (turbot)
Lineage: Eukaryota; Metazoa; Chordata; Actinopteri; Pleuronectiformes; Scophthalmidae
Gene: isoc2
Product: isochorismatase domain containing 2
Exons: 7
Coding region: 319-912 (197 amino acids)
Cellular component (GO): cytoplasm
Source: RefSeq, a predicted model, not a curated record
UCUUUCAGUUGUCUCUCACAGCACACACCCCGACGUGUUUCCUUAUCCAACAGCAACAGUCCUCAUAAACGUGUGAUUACAUUUGAUAUAUUAAUCCCUCUCACUUUUUUUCUUCUCGUCGUUUGUUGUCGACUCGUCCGGCGGUGGCUGUGUCUCCUCUUUUGGCGUUUCUGUUGGGGACUCUGCGUUGUCCGACAUCUUCAGGUGCAUUUUCUGUUGGUUUCCAAUUACGCAGAAGGCUUCACAUGGAAAUAAUACUUUAACCUGACAGUUGAACUUUACACUCGCUCCUCACGUUUGGACCAGUCAAGCAACAACAUGGCAAACAUCGGCAGGCUUUCCACCAAGGACGCAGUUCUCUUCCUGUGUGACAUGCAAGAGAAGUUCAGACCCAACAUCUUCCAGUUCACCAACAUUGUCAGCAAUGCGGCCAGAUUGCUCCAGGCCAGCCGCGUUCUAGGCAUCCCCGCCAUCUUGACAGAGCAGUAUCCUAAAGGUCUAGGUCCCACAGUACCAGAGCUGGGAGCAGGAGAACUGACGGCUCAUGCUAAAACGUCAUUCACCAUGAUGAUAGAGGAGGUGGAGAAGGAGCUGCAGGCCCUCGGAAAUCCCAAACAGGCGAUACUUUGUGGAAUAGAGGCACACGCCUGUAUCGCGUGCACAACGUUUGACCUGCUUGAAAAAGGAGUGGAGGUUCAUAUUGUGGCUGAUGCCGUCUCAUCCAGAAGCCAGACCGACCGUUUGUUUGCUCUGUCACGACUGAAGCAGAGCGGAGCUUACCUCACCACCACAGAGGCUGUUCUGCUGCAGCUAGUCCAAGAUGCCAGACACCCCAACUUCAAGGAGAUCCAGAAGCUCAUGGCCCACCCGUCCCCCGACACCAACCUCCUUGCCUUCGCCAGCACUCUGUAGGAAGAUCAUCAGCUGCCGUUCUGUCUCAUAAACACUGUACGGGAUGUCACCGCGUCCAACAUACUGACAGAUGGCUUCAAUAAAGAGAUGCUGCUACUUUGAAA